AUGCUUCGAAGUGGUCUUCGGCAGUUCAUUCGCACUGCUCCCUCUGCUACGACCGGGAACACUAUCGCUCAGAAUGCACAGCUAGUAGCUACCAACUCCUCCUCGAUACUAGCCCGACUCUAUAUUUCUGGUGUAAAGGCUAUUACCACGGCGUUUUCACCCUCACUCGAACAGCGAACUCGCGGCGUCGAAGAGAAUGAUCCCUCUGAGUCUGGCCACGUUCUCUCUAUCAGGAACGGUGUUGCCCGUGUGCAUGGCAUGGCUGAUGCCCAAGCAGAGGAGCUUGUCGAAUUUGCCUCUGGCUUCAAGGGAAUGUGUAUGAACUUCGGUUCCGACCGUUUUGUCAGGCAAGGUGAGACUGUUAACAGUACUGGAGAACUCGUGGAUGUCCCUGUGGGCCCAGAGUUGCUUGGUCGUAUAAUUGAUGCCCUCGGGAAUCCCAUCGAUGGAAAGGGUCCCAUCUACACCCAGGAAAAGCGCCGAGCCCAAGUGAAGCCGCCUGGCAUCCUAACCCGUUGUCCCCUAAACCGACCGAUCCUGACCGGUCUCAAGUCCAUUGAUACCUUGGUUCCCAUUGGACGUGGCCAACGUGAGGCGAUUAUCGGCGAUCGUCAAACCGGGAAGACGGCCAUUGCCGUUGACACCAUCCUUAAUCAGAAACGGUGGAACAACGACUCUGAUGAGACUAAGAUGCUGUACUGCAUCUAUGUCGCCAUUGGGCAGAAGCGAUCUACAGUUGCGCAACUUAUUAAGAGGCUAGAGGAAAAUGACGCCAUGAAGUACACUGUUGUGGUGGCUGCGACUGCCUCCGAGGCUGCGCCUCUCCAGUACCUCGCCCCGUUCACCGCCACUUCAAUCGGCGAGUGGUUCCGGGAUAACGGCAAACACUCUCUAGUUAUCUAUGAUGAUCUCUCCAAGCACGCUGCUGCCUAUCGUCAAAUGACAGUUCUUCGUCGUCCCCCGGGACGUGCCGCUUACCCUGGUGACAUCUUCUAUCUGCACGCUCGACUUCUUGAGCGUGCAGUCAAGAUGAGUGACAAGCAUGGUGGUAGCUCAAUGACUGCCUUUCCUAUUAUUGAAACUCAAGGUGGAGACGUGUCCGCUUACAUUCCUACUAAUGUCAUUUCCAUUACUGACGGCCUUAUCUUUUUGGAUGCCGAAAAGUUCUAUAAUGGCAUCAGAUCUACCGUUAACGUCGCUCUGCCCCUUGAACUUUUCUUGACCCGGUAUCGUUCAGUGGCUUCCUUUGUCCGGUUUAAUUCCGGCUCAGAUGCCUCCAUGAAUCAAACUCUCCGCAGAGGGGAACGUUUGACUGAACUCCUAAAGCAGAAGCAGUACUCUCCUAUGGCUGUCAACCAGAUGGUUCCUGUUAUAUUCGCUGGUGUUAACGGGUACAUCGAUAAGGUCCCUGUCUACAGAAUCGAGCGAUGGGAAACCGAGUUCUUGGCGCACCUUAAGAUCAACGAGUUGGAGCUGAUGGCUGCUUUGGAUAUGGGAGGAACGAUCAGCAAAGGCCUUAAGGCUAAAUUACGGGCUGUCAUCCGCACUUUCACCCAGAGCUUCUUAGGUUAA
Messenger RNA from Fusarium redolens, 1572 nucleotides. Its product is annotated as ATP synthase subunit alpha. The record is from RefSeq and is a predicted model, not a curated record. NCBI's taxonomy places the organism in Eukaryota, Fungi, Ascomycota, Sordariomycetes, Hypocreales, Nectriaceae. Gene Ontology annotation, biological process: proton motive force-driven ATP synthesis; proton transmembrane transport. The transcript is spliced from 7 exons. Gene Ontology annotation, molecular function: proton-transporting ATP synthase activity, rotational mechanism; ATP binding; ADP binding. Bases 1 to 1572 code for a protein of 523 amino acids.